AUGGUGAAAUCCAAAGAUGAUCGGUACUCUUCCGGUGAUCGGAGCGGCCGCGGCGGCAUCACGGCGUCGGCCAUCGUCGCCCCAGCCGUCUCCGGGUCGCACGUUCUCAAGAUCGAAGGCUACUCCCGAACCAAAGGGCUCGGCAACGGCAAUUGCAUCGUAUCCAGGACAUUCGCAGUCGGUGGUCAUAGGUGGUAUAUCCAAUACUUCCCUGAUGGCAGCGGCACUGACGCUGCCGAUUGGAUAUCCAUCUUCAUCUGCCUCCAUGACGAUGAUACCAGUGAAGUCAAAGCAUCAUACAAGAUUAAUCUGCUCGAUCAAGGCGGGAAUCCGGUCCCGUCGUACUGCUUUGCCAGGUCGACUAAAACCUUCUCCAGAAGAAUGCCAUGGGGUUGCAGAGCAUUCAUCAAGAGAAGGGACUUAGAGGAAUCAGCUUACCUCAGGAAUGAUGUUUUCAGCGUCAGGUGUGAUCUCACUGUGAACACGGGCAUCUUCACCAAGCACCUUGUCCCGGUUACCACCCUUCUUAGGGUCAAAAAAGAAAGAUUGUAG
This is a messenger RNA of Aegilops tauschii subsp. strangulata, 552 nucleotides long. RefSeq names its product BTB/POZ and MATH domain-containing protein 2-like. Gene Ontology annotation, molecular function: protein binding. NCBI's taxonomy places the organism in Eukaryota, Viridiplantae, Streptophyta, Magnoliopsida, Poales, Poaceae. Gene Ontology annotation, biological process: protein ubiquitination. The record is from RefSeq and is a predicted model, not a curated record.